AUGCAAAUGAUCGCUGAUGAAAUCCGAGAAGAUCAGACCCACUGCCUGGAACUUAAGAUGGACAAUGCAAAAGAAUUUUGUUCUGUUUUGAAAACUGUCACUUUCCGAGAGGGAUGUACUUUUCAUGUGACCAAGACGGGUAUUCGAAUUAUCGUUGAUGACCAGCAUUGCGAACAGGCGAAUAUAUAUUUUGAAUAUCCCGUAUUUUCAUCUUUCGUGCUAAGAGAAGAUGUUAACUUCCGAGUUCCAAUACAAGAGUUGACAGAAGUACUGUCGAUGUUAGAUGGUAACGAUGUAACUCUCAAAAUGUCCUACGAUGGCUUUGGAGAGCCUCUUCGAGUCACUUUAGCUUCCAGUGAAGACGAUUAUAUAGUUCAAGCUAGUAUUCAUACUGUUAAUCCCGAAGCUGUGUUGGACUUCGACUUCAACCCUGAGGAAAUUCGAGCAAAAAUCAAAAUAAAACCAGAAUUAUUCCGAGAUAUUAUUAAAGGACUAGAUGAUACUAGCCAUGCUUUGUCAAUGAGAGUUUGUUCAAGGAAAUUUACUAUAAUAUCACAAGGGGAUAUAGGAAAGAUCUCUAUGAACUUCCCUUCUCAUUCCGAACUCAUCGAAAAGAUUGAAUGUACCGUUGACACGAGUCAUAGUUAUAGAGUCUUACUUAUAAAAAGGAUGGCAGCGGCAUUGAACUUGUCUUCUAAGGUAACGCUCUGUAUAGAUGUGAGAGGAGUCCUAUGUGUGCAAUUGGCAAUAGAAAGACCCGAGCAGCAGCAGUUUUUUAUCGAAUUCUUUUGUGUGGCGGAUACCGAGAAUCCCGACGAUGACGAAUGA
Molecule: messenger RNA, 828 nt
Organism: Auanema sp. JU1783
Lineage: Eukaryota; Metazoa; Nematoda; Chromadorea; Rhabditida; Rhabditidae
Source: the annotation of a GenBank genome assembly